GAGCAGGCAAAAGGGCAUUAUUUUUAAAUCUCAGCCAGGUGCUUAUAUGAAAGUGGUGCUUGUGCCUGCAGUAAUAUACACCAGGCGCGGGUUCCCUCACACUUGCUCCUGUUAAAGAGGAGGACUGCAGUGGCGGAUUCGGUUUAUUCCUAAACUGUGUUAGAAACAGCCAUAAUGUUUGGUUAUGGGCACAAUCAUUUUACCUGGAGUGGAACUCUGAAGGAGCUGGGGGGAUGCUGUCCAACCCUCUGCACAGAGCAAGGACGAGUAAGAAUGUCAGCCUCCCCAAGCACCUCGAGCGGCUUAGAGGUCCUGCUUUCUGCCCUGCAGAAUGAAGGGGAUGUGGAGAGCACCUUGAAUAUCCUCAAUGUCCUGGAUGAACUUCUGUCAGCCGGUACCGAUCGACGUAUCACGUAUUUGAUCAGUAAAGGUGGCAGUGAGGCCUUGCUAACCUUGCUGGUCAAAACUGGCCGCAGUUUCUGUCCCAACUACACUAUUCUGCUGCCACUACUGCACCUGCUGGCCAAAGUUGGACACAGAGACAAGCGUAUUGGUAUAAAAGCAGAGGAGGCUGACGCUGUUCUGCUGACCCUCAAUCUCCUUAAACACAACACCAAACAUGCCAGAAGGGCCGCAGCCUGUCUCUGGGUCAUUCAAGUGUUUUCGUCAUCAGUUUCUACAGCAAACCUCAUCGGAGAAAACCACGGACUGGAUGUAAUCUUUCACUUCAUCCCUCAGUAUUCCACCAAACAUCUGCACACCAUCAAGGCAGCAAUCAAUGCCUUCGCAGCUCUGCUGUGCACAAAGGCGAAUGUUUCUUCAGUGGUGUCUAAGGGUUACGUCUCUGGCUUGUUAAGGCUGUACGAGGACUGGCACAGUAAAGAUACCAAACAUGCUGCCAUAGAAAUUCGCCACGCGCUGCUUCGCUGCCUCCAUAAAGCCACCCGCAUUGCUGGAGGUAGACAGGCCUUUGUUUCCCAUGGAGGCCUCAGACUGUUAUAUCAGACCACACAGACAGGUUUGUUGAGUAAAGGCAUGGAGUGUCUGACAGAGCCCUCCGUACAGCUGUUGAGAAAGUGUCUUCCCAAAACGCCUCUACCACUGAAAUCAGAUCAGUCUGCAUACACCUUCCCUCUUCCCGGAAGACCUGCCCUUGAUGUGGAUGUGGCACCAGAUAAGAGCAGUGAGGAGAGUGAUGAUGAAUAUGCUGAUAACCAAGAGGCAGAGAACAGAGAUUAUGAUGAAGACUUGGAGACCGACCUGAACAUACUUUGUCAUCGUCCAGACCCGGAUAGACCUAAAGGGCUGCUGCAACAGUAUGGACGCCUCUGUCCUGAACUCUCACACGACUUUGAGGAAUUGGUUCUGAGUUCAAAGCCAGAGAAGAGCUCGCCAUCACCAUCAUCGUCAUCAUCGUCAUCAACAUCAUCAGAUGAGGAAACCGUGCUGCAAAGCACUUUCUCUGCUAACUUGUCCAGGAAGGACAGGAAGAAGAGCAACUUCAGCAGUGAUUCAUCCACCUCUUCUUCAUCUCACUCAGAGACAGAGGGAAAAACACCAGCCACUGCCCAGUUAGAAGCCUGUGAUUUCCACAGUCACAGCAGCAUCUUAGCCUGCAGGACCAUGGUUCCAGAUGUUAGGGGAGACACCCCUGUAGGUCUGGGAGGAAAAGAGCCGGUUGAUGAGGAGGAGGAAGAAGACGAAGAAUUCCGCCAUUGUCCCAUAAUAGACAGGUUAUUGAAGAGACACGGAGCCUGUAUUUCGCACCAUGACCCCAAGCUGUACCGAGCUGCAGCUGCCAAAACCAAGUCGAUUCCAGAGUUCAGCAUCCUGGCUUUCCCUGAUUUCUGGGGUCACCUCCCUCCCCCAGGAAAUGAACGCAUGGCCCCUCGCAACCCCAACACACAAAGACAGAAAGUGUUCAACGAUAUCCAGCGUUUCUUGAAUGCUGCUGACAUCAUUAAUCAAGUUGUCUACGACCUAGAGGACAGCAGUCUUCAGUGUCCAUCUGAUUCUUUGAGGUUUUUCUCAAAGUUUGAGUGUGGGAACUUGAGGAAGGCAGUUCAAAUCCGCAGAUAUGAAUAUGACCUCAUAUUGAACUCCGAUGCCAACUGUUCCCAACACAGCCAGUGGUUCUACUUUGAAGUCAGUAAUAUGGUAGCUGACGUUCCCUACCGUUUCAAUGUCAUCAACUGUGAGAAAUGCAACAGUCAGUUCAACUAUGGAAUGCAGCCGGUGCUGUACUCAGUAAGAGAAGCUCUGGAAGGUAACCCACACUGGGUGAGGACUGGAACUGAAAUUUGUUAUUACAGAAACCACUAUUGUCCUGCUCAGGACGGAAGUAGAGCGACCUUUUAUACUCUGACCUUCACCGUCACCUUCAAACACAAUGAGGACGUGUGCUACCUGGCCUACCAUUAUCCCUACACAUACUCUGCUCUGAAGGCUCAUUUGAAGGUGCUGCAGAAAUCCGUGGAUCCUUCCAAGGUGUUCUUCCGGCAGCAGAGUCUUUGCAACACGUUAGCUGGAAACCCGUGUCCACUGGUCACCAUCACUGCCUGUCCUGCCAGCAGAGCCUGGAAAGACAUGCACCAGCUACGUAAUCGCCCCUGUAUCAUGCUGACGGCCCGUGUCCAUCCUGGUGAGUCCAAUGCCAGCUGGGUGAUGAAGGGCACCCUGGAGUUUCUGUGCAGCAGUGAUGUGGUGGCCCAGAGUCUGAGGGAGGCUUUUGUCUUCAAGAUAAUCCCCAUGCUCAACCCAGACGGAGUCAUCAACGGCACGAAUCGCUGUGAUCUCAACUGUGAGGAUCUGAACCGUCAGUGGCGUAAACCGGACCCUGUCCUCAGUCCAACCAUCUACCACGCCAAAGGCUUCCUGUAUUACCUCAGCAGUGUGGGGCGGACUCCACUGGUUUUCUGCGACUACCACGGUCACUCCAGAAAGAAAAACAUGUUUCUGUACGGCUGCAGUGUGAAGGAGACUCUCUGGCAGUCUGGCUCUGCAGUUGACACGUUGAGGUUUAAAGAGGACCCAGGAUAUAGAACCAUUCCAAAGACACUGGAUCGUAUUGCACCAGCCUUUUCUUUCAACAGCUGCAGUUAUUUGGUGGAGAAGUCUCGCUCUGCCACAGCCAGGGUGGUCGUCUGGAGGGAGAUGGGUGUGUUGAGAAGUUACACCAUGGAGAGCACUUACAACGGCUGUGACCAGGGAAUAUACAAGGGCCUGCAAACAGGAACCAGGGAGCUGCAGGAGUUGGGGUUGAAUUUUUGCCACAGUCUGCUGUCUGUAACCAAAGACACGAGGGCUCUUUUCAUAAAGCCACUCUUAAACCACUUCGACCUGGGUCACAAAAUCAUGGACCACAACUCUCACAACUGUUUUGAAGAUGACGAGCCUCCGUGUGUCGAGGAGAUCGAGUACUCAACGGACUGUCCCAAACUGAAAGGCACGGAUCUGGAUUCGGAUGUCAAUAGCAACAUGGCCCGUGCAGACGAAAAGGAAGACGGCGAUGGUGAUGACGGGGGUCACAGUGGAGCAAAGCAGCGGCAAAGCAGCUGUGGUCAGCCACAGCAGUCAAGCAUGAAGGGCCGUAUAUUCCCUCACUCAGAGUCAGUUGAGAGGAGAAACCCGUGUAAGGGUGUGAGCAUCAUCAAUGGACAAAUCACAAGCUAAAGGGAUAUGUCUUAAUUUUUACCUGAGGUGCAAGUGUAGUCAGAAGCUGGGCAUUGUUUUCAUCUAUCUGUGUGUGUGUGUCCAGAUGAUUAACAUAUAUCUGACUGGUCAAAGGUCAAGAUCAACAAAAAUAUACAAAAUGCACUUUUUCAAACACAUCUUUACAAAUAACGUGGCUCGAGAGAGAGACAAUCCAGACCUUACAUUGAUCACAAAGUAAUUCCCAUGAGUGAGUUCAUGAAUAAGAAAAUGGUUCCAAAAAUCAAUUUUUUCAACUUGUCAUGCAGACUUGUGUAUAUAUAUACAUAUAUACACAGCUAACAGUAGACAUAACUGAAGAAAAACAUCUGUUGUCACAAACAAACUAGGACUCCUCAUACGCAACAACAGCAACACUAUUUUACUGUGGACUGAAUUAUCUUAACGAGUGAAUUACAACCACAGCACCUAAAAACAAGCAUACUACAUGUUACAAUGUUUUCCUUCAACCCAGUGACAACGAUCAAUCUGAUGAAUUUAUUUUUGAAGAUCAAUACUUCCUGAUCCUUAAAAAAAAGAAUUAAUGAAUUCAUGUGUGUAUAUAUAUGUAUAUUUAUGUGUUGUUGUUUUUUUUUUUUAGAUGACUGUGUUUUAUUUUUGUUUGCACUUAAAGAAAAUGGCUCAUUUCGACUCGUUGGUACGUUGGAUAGUCGGUUUGUAUUUAGCAGAUCAAACUGCGUUGAUUGUUGCUGUUGUGUCCAUUUGCUUGUAGGGAUUUACAGGAGUUUUGGAUUACUUGAAAACACAUCAGCAUUAGUUGUUGUUUGUAGAAACCUGUGUAUAAAGUGUAGUAGCACUCAGGGGUGAUGUUGCAUAUUGCACCCAACUCUACUAAUUUCUGACUUCUGCAAACAAACUGCUCCUGUGUGAUAUAUAAAGGAAAACACAAAUUCAUGAAAACAAAAGACAAUUUUAAAUAAGAUAUUCAAUUUCCGUUGUUCAAUUGUUCUCCCUAGAUUCCACACACCAUCUACAGUAUGUUUACAUUCAGUGCCAAAGCAUGGCAAAAAAAGUGAGGUAGCGGACGUCAAGAUGAAGCACACAGUUUUGAUGUCGGUGCCCUGUUUUCUGCCAGCAAUCAUAGUUUAUCUACAUCCUUGACCUUUCUUAACUUGAAGAGGAUGCGUCUUAGUGUCCCCUACAGAGGGAUAACAAGGCACGACUUGAUGACAUAAAUGAAGAGCACCAGUAGCAGUUGAGAUGGUUUUAAGUUGAAUGUUUUUCAUCAGUCCCAUUGAUUCCUCAAUGUUCCCUUUUAUUCAUUGAAACUAUUCAUUUGCAUCUAUUUUAUAUAGAUAUGCCAACUUUUCCACCUCCUUCAACUUUAAUAAAAUAUUUUAAGACUU
This is a messenger RNA of Solea solea (common sole), 5057 nucleotides long. RefSeq names its product cytosolic carboxypeptidase 4. Lineage: Eukaryota; Metazoa; Chordata; Actinopteri; Pleuronectiformes; Soleidae. The transcript is spliced from 27 exons. The coding region runs from base 175 to 3672 and encodes 1165 amino acids. Gene Ontology annotation, biological process: proteolysis; protein side chain deglutamylation; C-terminal protein deglutamylation. The record is from RefSeq and is a predicted model, not a curated record. Gene Ontology annotation, molecular function: zinc ion binding; metallocarboxypeptidase activity.